Papilio machaon (common yellow swallowtail) is the source of this 1276-nucleotide messenger RNA. Its product is annotated as thyroid transcription factor 1-associated protein 26 homolog. NCBI's taxonomy places the organism in Eukaryota, Metazoa, Arthropoda, Insecta, Lepidoptera, Papilionidae. The record is from RefSeq and is a predicted model, not a curated record. The transcript has 2 exons. The coding region runs from base 439 to 1095 and encodes 218 amino acids.
UUGAAAAGCAAAAAAAAAAUAAUUUUGAUUUGGAUAAUUCAUGUUUAGUUCAUGGAUAAAUAUUUUUGUUCAAAUAAAAAUGUAAUUUAAAAAAUGUCUAAAGAGUGCGCAUGCUCCAAUUUAGUGAUCGAAAUAGUGAAAACAAAUUUCGUAGAGGGCGCUAGUCCCGCAUAUCAUCUUUCCCACAUUCCAUCUCUUCUCUUUCUCGCUCCUUUUGUGACAUUUUUGCGGAACGUCCAUCGUGUUUCCUUGUAAAAAUUAUUAUAAAAAAUCACAUUAGGGCAUGGUCUGUACAAUUAAACCUUUAAAAAACCGUGAUAUAAAAUCUAUAAUCGUGGUAAACUUUUCUUGUGCCAAGUGCAACUAAACUAUCAAGAUUCCGCCGAUAAUUCAAAGCCUACCCAGUGGGUGGCUUAAUUUGGUGUGAAGGUUUAAGAAAUGGAAAAGAAACAAGACUCAUUCUUUCUUCGUGCAAAAAAACCAAAAGGUAACAAUAAAAAAGUUGAUAAACAAAAAACAAAGCAAUUGGAGAAAGAUAAAGAGAAAAGACAAAAUAAAUAUGAUACUAACCGUCCAGUGAUAAAAGAUAAAAAAGAUGAAAGUGAAAAGAAACCAUUUGAUAAAAAGGCAUAUCGUCUUAAGAAAUACAGUAAGAAAUAUAAAUUAGAACAAUGGGAGGAAAAGAGGAAGAAGAAACUUCUAUAUGACUAUCAUAAAAGCAUUAAAAAUGAUCCUUUGCUCGGUUCCUAUACUCCAAAAUCAUUUGAUGAAGACACCAUUGAUUCUAAUCCACCAGAAGUUGGUAAAUUUGUCAGAAAUCCAGAUCUCAUUGAAAAAGAAAAGACAACAAAAUUAGUGCAAAAAACUAAAAAAGACCCAUUCCAAAAAGCCAAAGAACAUUAUGAGAAGAUAAAGUUAGAGAAAUUAGAGAAGCAGAAAUUGUUACAGAAGUCUAAAGAAGAGAAGGCGCAGAAGUUGCAAGAAUAUAAGAAGAAGAAACAAGAACGGUACAAGAAACUAAGCAAGAAGACGAAAAAAGGACAGCCAGUAAUGACUGGCAGAUUAGAGAUGUUAUUGGAGAAAAUACAAAAAUAAAAUAAAAUUUACUUUUAACCAACUUUAAUAACAAUAAUAAAAUGAAAUCAUGAAUAAAAUAAUGAGUUUUUAUCAUAGAAACAUGGUCAAAAUGCAAAAAAAAUAACCCUAAUUUGCAUUUAUCUUACAAUCAUUUUAAACUGUAUUGUAACAGUUAAAUGUGAUUUUGUCAGCCAAAGAU